This is a messenger RNA of Ahaetulla prasina, 5260 nucleotides long. RefSeq names its product nudix hydrolase 14 (gene NUDT14). Gene Ontology annotation, molecular function: metal ion binding; UDP-sugar diphosphatase activity. NCBI's taxonomy places the organism in Eukaryota, Metazoa, Chordata, Lepidosauria, Squamata, Colubridae. The record is from RefSeq and is a predicted model, not a curated record. The transcript is spliced from 5 exons. Gene Ontology annotation, biological process: ribose phosphate metabolic process; nucleoside phosphate metabolic process. Bases 3333 to 4001 code for a protein of 222 amino acids.
UGAAACUAAUAUAUGCGAUAGACUCAUUACAUGCAAAGCAAGAUAGUUCAUGCCUUGAUUUUUCAUAAUUUUGAUGAUUAUGGUUCAUGAAAACCUCAAAUUCACAAUCUCAGAAAAUUAGAAUAUUGUGAAAAAGUUCAAUAUUCUAGGCUCAAAGUGUCCCACUCUAAUCAGCUAAUUAAGCCAUAACACCUGCAAAGGGUUCCUGAGCCUUUAAAUGGUCUCCCAGUCUGGUUCAAUAGGAAUCACAAUCAUGGGAAAGACUGCUGACCUGACAGUUGUACAGAAAACCAUCAAUGACACCCUCCAUAAGGAGGGAACGCCGCAAAAGGUAAUUGCAAAAGAAGAUGGAUGUUCCCCAAGUGCUGUAUCAAAGCACAUUAAUAGAAAGUUAUGUGGAAGGGAAAAGUAUUGAAGAAAAAGGUGCACAAGCAGCAAGGAUGACCGCAGCCUGGAGAGGAUUGUCAGGAAAAGGCCAUUCAAAAGUGUUGGGGACUUUCACAAGAAGUGGACUGAGGCUGGAGUCAGUGCAACAAGAGCCACCACACACAGAUGGAUCCUGGACAUGGGCUUCAAAUGUCGUAUUCCUCUUGUCAAGCCGCUCCUGAACAACAAACGAUGUCAGAAGCGUCUUACCUGGGCUAAAGAAAAAAAGAACUGGUCUGUUGCUCAGUGGUCCAAAGUCCUCUUUUCUGAUGAGAGCAACUUUUGCAACUCAUUUGGAAACCAAGGACCCAGAGUCUGGAGGAAGAAUGGAGGCACACAGUGCAAGAUGCUUGAAGUCCAGUGUGAAGUUUCUAGUCUGUGUUGAUUUGGGGAGCCAUGUCAUCUGCUGGUGUUGGUCCACUGUGCUUCAUUAAUGUGCUAUUAGAAUUGGACUAUUGCUGAUUGUUGAACAUGUGGCUCUCAAAGCUACUUCAAGAAUUGUUAUUUUAAAUUUGAAAAAUGUAAUUACUGUCAAUCAGACCCUUUGGCAAAAUAAUGUAAAUGCUACAAUGAGCCUCAAUGAACUAGGAGCCAUGGUGGCGCAGUGGUUAGAAUGCAAUAUUGCACACAAACUCUGCCUACAGUCUGGAGUUUGAUCCUGAUGGACUUGAGGUUGACUCACCUUCCAAGGUCAGAAAAAAGGGAACCCAGAUUGUUGGGUGCAAUAUACUGACUUUGUAUAUCGUCCAGAGACUGCUGUAAAGCACUAUGGAGUGGUACAUAAAUCUAUUGCUAAGUGCUAAUGAACUUUGAUUCUCAUACCCCAAUUUGUCUUCUUUUUCUACUAGCACAACGGAGAGGAAUUUGGAAACUGCUUGUUUUUCUUGAACCAAAACUUGUUAACUAUUUUUUUCUAUUCUUUUUAUCUAUAGUUUGUUGAAAGCAAAUUCACCUUUAGAGCUAUACCCUGAAGCAUAAAACUAUGUCCCAGUAAUGUGCCACCCGGUGCCAGCAUCCAUUAACACAUCCCUUGACACCUCAUCAUUUAACUUCCUUUUAAAUUAAAACUAAAAUAAAAAGCUCACUUGCUGCACCUAACCAGGCUUAACCUAAUCUUUAUUUUCAAUGUUUCCAGCCCCUAAAAAUGAAUCCUUCUUGAAUAAACAACAACAAAUGUUUGGAAGCUAAAACUUAGAAGUGAGCUGUAAGGUAAAUCAUUGGAUUUUUAGAAGAGCAGCAAUUCCAAGAUUAUAUGCUUAGCAUGGACUCAAAAGGCCAUAUCUUGCUGGGGAAUCCCAAAAGUUUACACGUCUUAUUCAAUAAUAGAGUUUUAAUAAGAAUUCUGAACUGACAUAAAUAGGGCUAAAUAUACUCCACAAGAUGGAGAAUAAACACAGAUAUUAAUGAAAAUUCAGUUUCCUGGAAUUUUCAGUAACUCUUUCCUACCCUCAAUCACCCAGAAAUUUAGUUAAUCGUUAUAUUUCAAUUAAGUGCUGAAAUUUUGGAAGCUAAAGGUUUGGCUGGUAAAGGAUCUUAAUACCUAGGAGAGCUCCUUGCUAUUACUAGCUUAACUAAAACAAGCGGAAAUACAGAAUACAGCGACUGUUAAAACAUUCCCCCAAAUAAAAAGAUUUAUGCAGGGUUGUUCAGUUUGGUUAAUCUGUAACAACUUCAAAACCAAAUCAUUUUGGGUGCAUUAAUUUUUAGAAGUUGAUUAUAUAUGCAAUUUUUUUCCUCUGAAGCUUCAAAAUAGAAUAAAAAGGAACUGGACAAUUAUCCUUAUCAAUAUCCAGGAAAGAAUUCACCAGGCAGCUUUAUGGUAACUUCUCUGCCUGUCUCUUACCAGCCCUUUCUUCAUAAUUUGGAAAUAAUACUUGUCAAUUUUGCAAGGAUGAAGUAAAGAUGAUGUAGAAUUAUCAUGGCCUGGUAAGACAUAGUUUCUCAAGUGUAACGUACUGAACAAACAACUGGCUGGAUGGCAGGAUGGCACAUAUCAAAUCAUAAAACACGGUGUAUAAAUAAUCAUGGCCAUGCUUGCUGUGCCAAAAAUAAAGGAAAUUUAGCUUAAUGUAAUUGGGGUGGACUUGCAACAGCUUGUCUUCAGAAAUUGUGGGUGCUCCACCACUGGAGAUUUUAAAGAAGAGACUGGACAACCACUUGUCUGAAAUUGCAUAGGGUCUCCUGCUUGAGCAGGGGUUAGGCUACAAGAUGUCCAAGGUCCUUUCAAACUCUGUUCUUCCAUUGUUAUAUAGUCCAAAAAAGGCACUCAGAACCGCUCUUUGGCUAUGAUCAUCUGAUCAUUCAAUCUCUCUGAGUGCUCUGAAACUAGCACUGAUGUUGUUACCUCCUGUGGGUAAUGAAACGUUUGCAAGAAAACAGCCAAGCUCAGAGAGCACCAAGGACCCUCCCCUUCCCGAAAUUAUUGAUUCUUUGCCAUCAAAUCCUUAUUGACUCCUAGCGAUCACAUAGAUAAACCUGCUAAGAACUGCUAUAUAUGUGCCAUUUACAGCCCUAUUUCUCUUGCAGUGAAAAGUGGGGGUGAAGAGUGUAGUGCAAACUACAUCAUAAGGUUCCCCCUCAAGCUUUUAUCUCUUAAAGAAGGAUUUUAAUGACAUUCUUGUCCUCCACCUUGAAUUCAAAGUUUUUCCAUAGGAAGAGAGCAUAGUCCUGCAUCCAUCCAUUGCCCUCCGACUCCACUCAUCCACACGGGGAAAAGAUGAGGAAAAAGGGAAACCGCUGGAAAAGCCCUCGGACAGUGGGCGCUCUUCUCUAGUUUCCGCACGCAUUUCCCCGCCGACUGACUCUCUUGCCCAAGCUCUCCUUCUUUCUUUCCGCUCCUUCCUUCUCGGCUUCCCUGCAAGGUUAACCCGGCGCCGUCAUCCGAGGCUGAAGUAGCGGCACCCGCCAUGGAAUCGAUCGAGGAACUGGCUCUCGGACCUUGCGUCGCCUCCCAAUAUUUGCGGCCUUUUCGCCUCCGAUACCGCCAGAAUGGUAUUUCAAAACUUUGGGAUUUCAUGAGGACACAUGACAGUGUGUCCAUUGUCAUCUUCAAUAUUUCUCGGCAAUGCUUUGUUGUGGUGAAGCAGUUCCGUCCAGCUGUCUAUAUGUGCGAAAUGGAACAACAACGUCCUCAGUACUUUGAGAAUAAAACUGAAGAGAGCUGGUGCCCUCUGUCUGAUUUUUUGCCUGCUUCAAAAGGAAUAACUUACGAACUCUGUGCUGGUAUUGUAGACCAGCCAGAGCUCUCCUUGGAAGAAAUUGCUUGCAAGGAAGUUUUAGAAGAAUGUGGCUAUGAAGUUCCUGUAACCAGCCUAAAAAGAAUCACUUCAUACAGAUCUGGAGUUGGUGUGACAGGAUCAAAGCAGACAUUAUUUUAUGCGCAGGUAACUGACGACAUGAAAUCUAGUGAAGGAGGCGGCCAGCCGGAGGAAGGUGAACUGAUUGAAGUUGUGGAAAUACCUCUGCAAGAUUCCAUGAAAUUUGCAUUUGAUGAGACUUUCCCUAAAACUAUGGGACUUAUCUUCAGUUUCAUGUGGUUCCAGUCCAACAUAGCACCAAAACUGCUAGAAAAAUAAUGCACUGGAGAAAUGAAGCAGAAACAUGGGACCAUAUUGGAAGCAAUCUUUCGGGACUGUCUAGUUCUUAAGUUUGCUGUAGUAAAGGUUCAUAAAAUUCAUAUGUUAACAGUGGCAGAUCAUUAACUCAAGUUUAAAUAUGUUUUUCAUCCCAUAUUUUAUCUUCCAUAGAAAGAAUUUGAGGAAAAGACAUUUGCAAUACAUGAAAGUUGCCCAGUCAGAAACACAACUUUCUGACAAGAAUUACAAGAGGCAAACACAAAUGGAUAAUUUAUCGUGAGAUAAAAGAAUUUUGUCAAGGAAAAUGUAAAAUCAAGAGAAUAAUUGGCAAAGGAUUACAUUUGUUAGUGGUUACUUUAUUUUCAAUUAUUAAAAAGAUUUAAAGUAGACAAAAGAACGUGUGGUUCUAACCAUUGUAAGACUGAGUUUGAAACAGAAUUGUCUACAAUGAUGACCAGGCAAAUGCUAAAAUGUAUAAUAGAAUUUCUGUAGCUCCAGGUUGACCUAUGGAAUUCUUGGUGCUCUCUGACCUUGGUGGUUUGCUUGCAGAUGUUUUAUUACCCAAGUAGGUAACAUCAACAGUGUUUGUGAAUGUGGGGUUUGCUCUGUUAAUAUACAGUAGCUUACUCUGCCAACGUACAUAUAAAAUGUAUAAACUUUUACUGAAAUUUGAAAAAAGAAAAACUUGAAAAAAUGUAUGAGUGAACUAAAAUUUAUGGAAAGUGUUGGCAUUAUCCGCAAUGGAAGAAUAUUUGUAAAGUUGAUGGAACUUGCUGAGAUGGCUAAAUUGACGUUUUCAUCAGAGAAAAGGUAAUGUCUAUAUUUAUUGCCCAUUGGAAACCCUUUAUGGACUUUUUGCAUGAAACAGAGCUGCAGCGCACCAAGAAGCCCCUGAGCUGCAGCAUAUUUUUUUCCUGACUUUCCUGCACUUGUGCUGAACUAUAGCAUCCCCCUAACUCAUGUGAUCUACACUGGGCCUCCCAGGGUCUGCCCACCCUUCUGUGGCAUGCCAACUUCCUUAGCCUAAUUAACAACACACACACACUCCAGACUUACAACAGUAAACAGGAUUGCCGGGAUUACAGUCGCCAAGCAAUACAGUCACAUGACAUUUUGCUUGAUGGUCAUGUUGCUUAGCAAUAGAAAUUCUGAUCUCAAUUGUGGUCACAACUCGAGGACUACCCGUAUAUAAACAAGAGAUUAUGCUGUAACCAUAAAAUAAUUGGUAAAUUUAUGUUUAUAAAGAGGAUUGGAAGCUG